CCGUCUCAGGUAUCGCGGCACAUGGCGGACCCCUAGUAUGGCCACGUUCAGAGUGUGGUAUAAAUAUAGCGGCGUCGCCCGUCCCCGUGCAGAACGUUCAGUUACUCUCAGCCCUUCAACGCCUCAGGACUUCUCCGUCGGUUGCUCAACACAUAACCAUGCCCGAAUUAUCACGAGACGAAAUUGAGGAGGUCACAGAGGUCUUCGACCUUUUCGAUUUCUGGGAUGGUCGUGAUGGCGCCGUCGACGCUGCCAAGACCGGCGACAUGUUGUACUGUCUGGGCCUCAACCCCACAAUGAGCACCAUCAUGAAGAACGGAGGUGUUCAAAAGUUCGGAGAGAAGAACUACAAACUGGAGGAGUUCCUGCCCAUCUACCAGACCGUCAUGCAGAUCAAGGACACAGGCACCUACGCCGACUUCAUGGAGGCUUUCAAGACAUUCGACAGAGAGGGUCAGGGCUUCAUCUCAUCUGCUGAGUUGAGGCACGUUCUGACAUCUCUGGGAGACAGAUUGUCAGACAACGACGUUGAUGAAAUCAUCAGGUGCACAGACUUGAGAGAGGAUCUGGAGGGCAACGUCAAGUACGAGGACUUCAUCUCGAGAGUUAUGGCCGGACCCUACCCAGACAAAUAAACGCACAAUAAAAACACUCUCCAAACUACGUCUCACAAUUCUCAUGACUUCCACGUUGGUCUGUUAUAUAAGGCCAACCAAAGACGUUACCUUCAUCUAAACAUUAUCAAAAGCUCUGUCCCAAGAGCAAAGAUUAACUCCACUCCGCGGCCCGCUUCUGUGCAAUGUCCCUGAGAAGGUCAUGUCUUGGACUGAAAUUGUGAAACCAAUGGCAUUUCGUGACACAGGCAAUGCUGCUCUGUUCAACCAAUCAGCAACGCCGUCUUUCGGCCCUCAGGUUGUGAGACUUGCGCCUCUAUGAUGUGAUCUAUGUGUAACUUGAUACAGCUCAGUGUAUAUACAUCCUAAUUUAUUUACAUGGGAAAAUGUACAUAUCUAACAUGUCUGGCGAAGGUUAUGGCGUUAAACUGUGCAAUGAAAUUCCCCGAUUAAAUAUUUAGUCUCGAACCACCAAUUUUGUUGUGUUGAGCUCCUCUCUGGAGAAUGUGUGAUCUGCUCAUUAUGGCUGUGUGACGCAUAAUAAAGUCGGUUAUCACGAA
Messenger RNA from Haliotis rubra (blacklip abalone), 1174 nucleotides. Its product is annotated as myosin essential light chain, striated adductor muscle-like. The record is from RefSeq and is a predicted model, not a curated record. Gene Ontology annotation, molecular function: calcium ion binding. Gene Ontology annotation, cellular component: muscle myosin complex. Bases 159 to 635 code for a protein of 158 amino acids. Lineage: Eukaryota; Metazoa; Mollusca; Gastropoda; Lepetellida; Haliotidae. The transcript is spliced from 2 exons.